UUCAUACUUUCAUUCCUGUCUCAUUCUGUUUUAACAUUCCAUCUCUCUCCGGCAUUUUUCUAGGCCAUCGCCGGCAGCCAAAUCCCCCCGGUGUCCGGCGUCCGGCGUCGUCAGCAACAUGCAGAGGUUUGUAAUAAGAAGAGCAAGAUGGGUUGGAGAGGUACGAGGUGGAUCACAACGUUGUUAUUCUCAAUUAGGCCUAGCAUCCAAAAAGGACGAUGAUAUGAUCACACCUCGGAUGCCUCACUUCGACUACUCUCCUCCGCCGUAUGACGGGCCCACCGGCGAUGAAAUCAUGAACAAACGGAGAGAGUUUCUUAGCCCUUCCAUGUUCUACUUCUAUGAAAAACCGCUUAAUCUGGUACACGGCAAGAUGCAAUACUUAUAUGACGACAAUGGACGUAGAUAUGUUGAUGCAUUUGGAGGAAUUGCAACUGUAUCUUGUGGACACUGCCACCCUGAUGUCGUAGAAGCAAUCAUAAAUCAAACCAAACGCUUACAGCACUCCACCAUCUUAUACCUUAAUCACACAAUCACUGAUUUUGCUGAGGCACUUGCUUCUAAGUUGCCUGGUGAUCUCAAGGUUGUGUUCUUUACUAAUUCUGGGACUGAAGCAAAUGAGUUAGCAAUGAUGAUGGCAAGACUAUACACGGGUCGUCAUGAUAUCAUCUCUCUUAGGAAUGCUUACCAUGGAAAUGCAGCUGCCACUAUGGGCACCACUGGGCAAAGCAUAUGGAAAUUCAAUGUAGUACAGAGUGGAGUGCAUCAUGCCAUAAACCCUGACCCAUACAGAGGAGUUUUUGGUUCUGAUGGUGAGAAGUAUGCGAAGGAUGUUGACGAUCUUAUCCAAUUUGGAACAUCUGGAAAAGUUUCUGCUUUUAUGUCUGAAUCCAUACAGGGAGUUGGUGGAAUAGUUGAAUUGGCUCCAGGUUACUUGCCUGCUGUAUACAACAUUAUACGAAAAGCGGGAGGUCUUUGUAUCGCAGAUGAAGUUCAAGCAGGAUUUGCUCGCACUGGGAGCAAUUUCUGGGGAUUUGAGAACCAAGAAGUGGUUCCUGACAUAGUGACAAUGGCAAAAGGCAUUGGAAAUGGAAUACCACUUGGGGCUGUAGUAACAACUCCUGAGAUAGCACAAGUCUUGACUCAUCAUAAUUACUUCAACACAUUUGGUGGAAACCCUGUGUGUACCGCUGCUGGACUUGCUGUUCUUAGAGUGAUUGAAAAAGAAAAGCUUCAAGAAAAUGCUCGUGUUGUUGGUUCCUACUUGAAAGAGCGCCUUUUGGCUAUCAAAGAUAAGUAUGAAAUUGUUGGUGAUGUGAGGGGAAAAGGACUGAUGCUUGGCGUUGAACUAGUUACUGACAGCGAACUGAAAACUCCUGCAAGAGCUGAAACUCUGCAUAUCAUGGACAAGAUAAAAGAUAUGGGAGUAUUAGUUGGCAAGGGUGGAUUCUAUGGAAAUGUCUUCAGAAUUACACCUCCACUAUGUUUCACUAAAGAAGAUGCAGAUUUUCUAGCUGAUGUCAUGGAUUGUGCACUGUCAAAGAUAUAAGGAUUCCGUCCAAGAUACUACACUUUAAUUUAAUAGCUAGGCUGUUUAUAUUUUCCCUUAUAACCAUAUAAUGGUUAGAUAUCUUAAUGUCAUAGUUAAAUGAAACUUAUAUUAUUAUAUACAGCUUUUAUAUUCUUAUGUCAGUUGCAAAUUAACAACCAAAUGUAUCUGUA
Nicotiana tabacum (common tobacco) is the source of this 1722-nucleotide messenger RNA. RefSeq names its product alanine--glyoxylate aminotransferase 2 homolog 3, mitochondrial-like. NCBI's taxonomy places the organism in Eukaryota, Viridiplantae, Streptophyta, Magnoliopsida, Solanales, Solanaceae. Gene Ontology annotation, molecular function: transaminase activity; pyridoxal phosphate binding. The record is from RefSeq and is a predicted model, not a curated record. Gene Ontology annotation, cellular component: mitochondrion.